Messenger RNA from Scleropages formosus (Asian bonytongue), 2513 nucleotides. RefSeq names its product protein serine kinase H1 (gene pskh1). Bases 740 to 1993 code for a protein of 417 amino acids. Gene Ontology annotation, molecular function: protein kinase activity; ATP binding. The record is from RefSeq and is a predicted model, not a curated record. The transcript has 3 exons. NCBI's taxonomy places the organism in Eukaryota, Metazoa, Chordata, Actinopteri, Osteoglossiformes, Osteoglossidae. Gene Ontology annotation, biological process: protein phosphorylation.
CCUUACACACUAUGCGGCCCAGGAGCCAAAAUGAGCGGCGGAGCCGAGCGAUUGGUAGGGCGCUCCGCUUGGAAUCCAGGAAGUGAGCUCACGACAGUUUCUUGUGGACAUGUUUCUGAGGGAGAAGAAAGUAAGCCGAAGUGUCCCAAAACCCCCGUGUACGAUAGGAGGACCUUGAAGGGGGGGAAAAAAAAAAGAGACUGUUUGAGGUGGAAUUCAAUCGGCCGAAGGAGCUGAAAGAACUUGACGGGAGACAAGGAGGGCUGAAAUCUGUGCUGCCGAGUGCGGGAGGUGCCCGCUGAGCCGCUGGAGUUCGCGGGAGAGGGAGGAAGAGAGAGGAAAAAAGAAGAAAAGGAACCGCGAAGGAAGGAGAGGCGCGGGGAGCGGCGCGUGGAGAGCCGACUGGGCGGACGGUGAGGACGAAGAUGGAGAGGAGCGCGAGGAGCGCAGCGAGGAGGCGCGAGCUGGCGGCUGGAGCGGCUCCGCGCGCUCCGUGAGAGAGACAGAGACAGAGAGGGAGAGGAAAACGCCAGGAGGAACGGGAAAGAAGGUUUUGUUUUGCCCUCUCCUCCCCUCCGCUUCCUUGCUGCGGCUAACCCAGCUGGGCAGUUAGUGCGCCUCUGGUGUCGGCCGGGUACGUUCCAAAGGAGGCCGGCACCUGGCUGCCUGCGGCACUGGGACUGCAUGAUUUGCCGAUGAUGAUGGUUAUCUACUGGACCGUGGGGGGUAAGAUCAUGACAUGAUGGGCUGCGGGACGAGCAAGGUGCUCCCAGAGCCGCCCACGGAAGUUCAGCUGGACCUAGUGAAAAGUGUUGAGCCCCAGAAGGACCCCUACAAGCACUUCAUCCGUGGUGAUGAUGGCAGCGGAGCAAAGGUGGAAAAGCAGAGCUCACCUUCCCCGCAUGUCCCAGCCCUGCUGCCUCCUGGAGGCACCUGCGAGCCCACGGACUCGCGUCGCAACAAGGUGGCCAAGUACCGGGCCAAGUUUGACCCACGCGUCACAGCUAAGUACGAUAUCAAAGCACUGAUUGGGCGUGGCAGCUUCAGCCGUGUGGUGCGUGUGGAGCACAAGAGCACACGGCAGCCGUAUGCUAUCAAGAUGAUUGAGACUCGCUACCGAGAGGGCCGAGAGGUCUGCGAGUCGGAGCUCAACGUGCUCCGUCGCGUGCGCCACACUAAUAUCAUUCAGCUGAUGGAGGUGUUUGAAACCGCCGAGCGUGUAUAUAUGGUCAUGGAGCUGGCUACAGGCGGUGAGCUCUUUGACCGCAUCAUCGCUAAGGGCUCCUUCACCGAACGUGAUGCGACGCGUGUCCUGCAGAUGGUGCUGGAUGGUGUCAAAUACCUGCAUACGUUGGGCAUCACGCAUCGUGACCUCAAACCCGAGAACCUGCUGUACUACCACCCGGGUGCCGACUCCAAGAUCAUGAUCACGGAUUUUGGCCUGGCCAGCACUCGCAAGAAGGGUGACGAGUGCUUGAUGAAGACCACAUGUGGAACGCCUGAGUACAUUGCACCAGAGAUCCUGGUGCGCAAACCGUACACCAACGCCGUGGACAUGUGGGCGCUGGGGGUCAUCUCCUACAUCUUGCUCAGCGGCACCAUGCCAUUUGAGGAUGAGAACCGGACCCGACUGUACCGGCAGAUACUCAAGGGGAAAUACAGCUUCUCAGGGGAGCCCUGGCCAAGUGUAUCCAACUUGGCCAAGGACUUCAUUGACCGUGUGCUGACUGUGGAUCCCAAUGAGCGGAUGACUGCAGGGCAGGCUCUUAAGCACCCUUGGAUUGUUAGCAUGGCAGCAUCAUCCUCCAUGAAGAAUUUGCACCGCUCUAUCUCGCAGAAUCUCCUGAAGAGGGCAUCAUCGCGCUGCCACAGCACCAAGUCGGCCCAGUCAACACGUUCUAGCCGCUCAACCAGGUCCAACAAGUCACGGCGCGCUCGGGAGCGGGAGCUACGCGAGCUGAACCGCCGCUACCAGCAGCAGUACAAUGGCUGAGGCUAGACAGUUUGGUCUUCCUUAGCCAAGCUUAAAGACAAAUCCUGCUGCAGGAACUGAAGCACAGCUUGAGACUCCCCUGGUGGAAUGGACCCUGGCCUUGCAUUGGCUCCAAUACUGCGCAGACAAAGAACUUUACCUUUCUGAGUGACUAUCAUCCUCAUCCCUUUUUUUACCAUUGUUUCUUUCUUUCUGUGUGUAUGUCAGGUUUUUAUUUAUUUAUUGUCCAUUGUUAUAGCUAAGGUCACUUGAAGGCUUAAAAGAUGAAGGGUCUGUUGAGCAGAAUUCUGGGAAAUGAAGGUGUAAAUGAAGAGAGGGCUGUUUCUUGCAUGUUUUAUAUUAGCUGUGAAUUGUUAUGUCAGAGUGCUGAAUGUUUGCAAAUGGAAAGGAACAGCAAUAAUAGAAGGCAAUAACAAGAAAUGGAUGAGUAAAUUCAGAGUUUAAACUCUUGGUAUAGCUGUAUUGUCCAAUUUUUGUUUAGUGUUGUGAAGAUUAAGUCAAACAAUCAGUUUUUGUUCUA